Molecule: messenger RNA, 1215 nt
Organism: Cordyceps militaris CM01
Lineage: Eukaryota; Fungi; Ascomycota; Sordariomycetes; Hypocreales; Cordycipitaceae
Product: Protein kinase-like domain
Exons: 1
Coding region: 1-1215 (404 amino acids)
Source: RefSeq, a predicted model, not a curated record
AUGUCAACCCUCGGCGCCGCCAUUUGGUCUACAGUCGAUGACUUGGAGCCCACCACAAACAAGCUUCAUCACCAGAUUAGCCAAGUCCUCAAAACUGCCAACUUUGAGCGACUUGAAGAUGCUGCAGUUUUAGCACGCGGUGCUGAAUUUGCAAAUGUCGGUUCCGCCACUAUCAGCACGGACGCUUUCACCUUUGGGAUGAAUAAUGUCGUGUUCAAAAUCGCAUUCUCCGACGGCGUCAUCUGGAUCGCUCGGAUUUGCCAUGCCUCCGUACUGGACAACGAGAAUGCCAAAGCAGAAAGGAAGAGUAUGCUGAGUGAAAUCGCGACCCUAAGAACCCUGCGCCAGCGGACGAUGAUUCCAGUACCCGACGUCUUUGCCUUUGAGGCAUCCGCGUCAAACGCCUUUGGGUUUCCCUACAUAUUGAUGGAUUAUCUCAAAGGGAAGACAACUGGUGCCACUAUGGCAGGCCAUGUGCCAGCCAAACACAGUCCACACGUGUCAAAGCAACUGGCAGAAGUUCUGUCCCAGCUUCAGAAUCUGUCCUUUGACAAGCUAGGAAGGAUCUGGUGCGGGGAGCGCUGCGAUGGGCCCCCCGAAAUCAUCCCAAACGAGGAUACGGAAGCAGCACCGGCAGCCUCGCUUGAAUGGUUCUACAGACACAGGCAAGACCAAAACCGCAAGGCUCUCGAGGCACAUGUCCAGGAGCCCGAGUGGCGCACCGCAUGCUGGGUCCUCAAGUCGGCCAUGGCCCAAAUCAUCGUCCAGGACCGAGUGCACGGCCCGUUCCUGCUUUGUCAUUUUGACCUGCAUUAUGGAAACCUCUUAUUCGACGACGAGUACAAUCUGACGGGCGUCCUAGACUGGAGCGGUGCUGGCACGGCUCCGUUGGAGCGGCUGGCAGUCUCGCCAGAAUGGAUUACAUUUCCCGGAAUUACGGAUGAGCAGAAUCAAGUCAUUCUUGACUUUAGGGAAGCUGUCCGCGACCAUUUGCGACACCUGGAAGCGCAGUCGCCGCACUUGGCCCCCGCUGGAUCCAAAACGAUGCUUUUGGCGAUCCUGGGGACGAGGCGAUCAGACAUCACCCAUCGCUGCACAUAUAGUUUCCCGCAUCGCGCGUUGUGGGACGGCCGCUUGGUGGCCAAGCUCCUGUAUCAAGACGCUGUGUCGUGGGAGCAGUUGGUCGCCGCGCAUGGAGGCUCCCAAGUGUAUUAG